Messenger RNA from Mycotypha africana, 1188 nucleotides. RefSeq lists its product as uncharacterized. The transcript has 9 exons. Bases 244 to 1029 code for a protein of 261 amino acids. Gene Ontology annotation, cellular component: nucleus. Gene Ontology annotation, biological process: regulation of DNA-templated transcription. The record is from RefSeq and is a predicted model, not a curated record. Lineage: Eukaryota; Fungi; Mucoromycota; Mucoromycetes; Mucorales; Mycotyphaceae.
CGUCCUGAACACAUAGGCAUUCAACGAUGAAGAGCUUGUUAAAGCAUGGAUGGAUCAAGAAUGUAAACAUCCAAAAAGGUUUUUUGCAUUAAGAAUCACAGAUUGCCUAUUUUUGAUCGCGGUAAAACAUUCCAUCCGAAGAAUAAACGAAUCGUUUUUUCUCUUUUUUGUUCCUCUCAUCCAGGAACGCAAAAAUACUAUUCGUGCUUUUCUCAUUUUCUCUUUGCACCACUGCUAUUCACAAUGACGAAACCUAAUGCAGAAAACCUGAUCUAUAUUGAUGAUUACCUUGACAUCGUAGAGGCACUCCAAUUAGAUCUACAAAAGAGCUUUACGCUAUUAAAGGAAAUGGAUGGAUAUUCUCAAGACGCAACAAAGUCAACAGCUAAGGCUGCCAUCGACCUCAUCGAUAAUAUUGAGCAAUUUGAUGCGAAGGACAGAUUCACUCAUUUAAAAAAUUUGAUAAAAUUGCUGGAAGAAUCGGCACAAAGAGGGAGUGAAAAGGCGGCACUAGCAAAAGUGACAUCGGAUGCGAUUGAUCGUCAUUGCAAUCGCUUGGAUGCCGAUCUAGUGAAAUACGAAGAAUUACAACCUAUUGGUAGCACUCGUAUUACUGCCUUACCGGGCAUGGUCCCUACGUCGAAGCAUUUACGUAAUUAUUCCCAACUUUCGGUAAAAGAGAAGAUGUCUAAACGUCUGUCGAUGUUUAAUAACGAAAAGCAACAGCAACAACAACAGCAGCAGCAGCAGUCGACGAGAAAGAAAAGGACAGGAAAAGCGAUAAAAGCAAUUCCUUCAAGAAGAACCAACAACAAACUGAAAAAUUCUGAUUCAGAUAUGCCAGUGGAUCCAAAUGAACCGCUGUAUUGCUAUUGUCAGCAAAUAUCGUACGGAGAAAUGGUUGCAUGCGAUAACACAGAUUGCGAAAUUGAAUGGUUUCAUUUAGCUUGCGUCAAUUUGAAAACGGUUCCAAAAGGAAAAUGGUACUGUGCAAAUUGCAGUGGAUAUAAAGGCAAACAAAGGAGGUGAAACUUGCUUUUUUCGGCCACGCAUUCUCUCAAGUAUUUGCGCGUAUCUUAUUUAAUAUAGCAUGAUAUAAUAAUUAUUUAAAAUUGAUGAAAAGCGAUUGUUCUCUGAUAAAGAAAACGAACCACAUUGGGCUUGGUGAAAUUAUCCAGGCUAAAAAGU